Messenger RNA from Hibiscus syriacus, 2213 nucleotides. RefSeq names its product inactive leucine-rich repeat receptor-like serine/threonine-protein kinase At1g60630. NCBI's taxonomy places the organism in Eukaryota, Viridiplantae, Streptophyta, Magnoliopsida, Malvales, Malvaceae. The coding region runs from base 89 to 2074 and encodes 661 amino acids. The transcript has 2 exons. Gene Ontology annotation, molecular function: protein binding; ATP binding; protein kinase activity. Gene Ontology annotation, biological process: protein phosphorylation. The record is from RefSeq and is a predicted model, not a curated record.
UUCAGUCAACAAAAACUUUCUCAUGCAUGGAAACCCAAUGGCUGAAAUUUGGUAUUUUUAAUUUUUGAAGAUCAGGGGCUGGAAACAAAUGGAACAUCUUGUUUCAAGGUACUGCCUUCUUUUCAUCAUCUUCAUAUUCAACCUUUCUCUUGUUCCAGUUGUCAAAUCAGGGGAUGCAGAUGCACUUUUAGCUCUAAAAUCAUCCAUUGAUCGUUUCAACACCCUACAAUGGCAAGGCACCAGUGUUUGUUCAUGGCAAGGGGUUAAAGAAUGUAUGGAUGGGAGAGUGACGAAGCUUGUUUUAGAGUACCUAAACUUGACCGGUUCAUUAAACGGAUCCAGCUUGAACCUGUUGGAUCAAAUUAGAGUGUUGAGUUUCAAAGGCAACUCGAUUUCGGGCCAAAUACCUGACCUUUCUGGCUUAGUCAACCUCAAAUCACUUUACCUCAUCAACAACAACUUCACCGGCAAGUUCCCUGAGUCACUUUCCCGUUUACAUCGGUUGAAGAUCAUAGUUUUGGCUGAGAAUCACAUCACUGGUGAAAUCCCAGUUUCUUUGUUGAAACUCAAACGCUUAUACACUCUUUACUUACAAGACAAUAACUUCAACGGUUCAAUCCCACCAUUGAACCAGACAAGCCUCAGGUUCUUCAAUGUGUCGAAUAAUCAACUAGAUGGUCAAAUCCCGGUGACACCGGCUCUGGUUCGGUUCAACAUAUCUUCGUUCUCAGGCAAUGUCGGUCUUUGUGGGGAACAGGUUGGAAACCCAUGUAGGGGAACCAAUUCUGGACCAGCCACCAGCCCGGGUUUGGUCAUUGUUCCAAGCUCAAACCACAAAUUAAACAGGAGAACCAAGCUAAUCAUCAUUGUUGCAGCAAGUGUUGUUGGUGGGGUUUUACUCUUGUGUCUGUUUUGUUUCUUUCUUAUACGUUUUGUUAGAAGAAAACAAGGAAAUGUUAGGUCAAAGGAUGUUAAAAGCAAAGGGGUUGUUACAAUAGAGGAGACUGAGGGAGGGGAAGCCUCAGGCGGCCACGGCGGAAGUGGCGAUCAAAGUGGGAAACAAGGAGGGUUUUGGGAAAGUGAGGGACUAGGGAGUCUAGUGUUCCUGGGAGCAGGGGAUCAACAAAUGAGUUAUAGUUUAGAAGUUUUGUUGAAAGCAUCGGCCGAGACGUUGGGGAGGGGUUCAAUGGGGAGUACGUACAAAGCUGUGAUGGAAUCCGGGUUCAUUGUGACCGUCAAAAGGUUGAAAGAUGCUAGAUACCCGAGAUUACAGGAGUUCAAGGGACACAUGGAGUUGAUCGGACGGCUGAGACACCCCAAUUUGGUCCCACUCAGAGCUUAUUUCCAAGCCAAAGAAGAACGGCUGAUCGUAUAUGAUUAUUUCCCUAAUGGCAGUCUCUUCUCUCUCAUUCAUGGAACAAGAACAUCUGGCGGUGGAAAGCCUCUUCAUUGGACUUCAUGUCUCAAAAUUGCAGAGGAUUUGGCCACCGGGUUGCUUUAUAUUCACCAAAAUCCAGGCCUAACUCAUGGGAAUUUGAAAUCCUCCAAUGUUUUGUUAGGCCCCGACUUUGAAUCAUGCCUCACGGAUUACUAUCUCACUUUGCUCCGAGAUCCAGAUUCACCGGAAGAGCCUGGUGCCACCACAUUUUUCUAUAAGGCACCCGAAUGCCGGGACCUCCAAAAGUCAUCGACUCAACCAGCCGAUGUUUACAGCUUCGGUGUUCUCCUCCUUGAGCUGCUAACAGGCAAAACUCCAUUCCAAGACCUUGUUCAAGAGCACGGCUCAGACAUCCCUCAGUGGGUAAGAUCAGUUCGUGAAGAAGAGACAGAGUCUGGGGACGAACCUACAUCAGGUAACGAAACAGCCGAGGGGAAGCUUCAAGCUCUUUUAAACAUUGCAAUGGCUUGCAUUGCUCAUGCACCCGGAAACCGGCCCCCGAUGAGGGAAGUUUUAAAGAUGAUCAGAGACGUAAGAGCUGAGUCACAAGUUUCAUCAAACAGUAGCGACCAUUCACCCGGACGGUGGUCGGACACCGUUCAGAGCUUGCCUAGAGAGGAACAUCUAAGCAUAUAACAAAGCCUGGGGCAUAAGAUUUUUGCAGGUAUUGAAUUCAAAGUGCUCUCCAAUUCUUUCCCAUUGAAACUUUCAUAAAUCUUCCAAUUAUUUUAUAAUUGUAGAGUGUGUUGUAAAGGUUUCCACAUUUCUUAUUUUU